Messenger RNA from Pseudovirgaria hyperparasitica, 1237 nucleotides. RefSeq names its product D-sorbose. NCBI's taxonomy places the organism in Eukaryota, Fungi, Ascomycota, Dothideomycetes, Acrospermales, Acrospermaceae. The coding region runs from base 242 to 1237 and encodes 331 amino acids. The transcript is spliced from 3 exons. The record is from RefSeq and is a predicted model, not a curated record.
AAUUAAUCAUUACACUACUGCGUUGACAGAUGAAGAAUUCGAAGGCUCUAUUUCCUCGACCUUAUCAAGGCCAGGGCAGCUUCGCAACUAUUUCCUGGCCAGCCAGCUUGUAGGUCUAGCUACCGUCGCACGUACAAUAUAAACAACCUUGGCACUGAAAAAGGUGCCGUUCGCCUGUUCUUCCACUUCGAAUCUUAUCUACAGUUAUUUUCAGACUUAUGACACUUUCGAGUUAGGAGCUAUGGCAGGUGUGAUUCUUGCCGUCGGAGCUUGCUAUCUCGAUACAAUUCUGAGCGUCUCGCACUACCCACGAGAAGAUGAAAAGCUCAGGGCUGAGAGCUUGUUACAAAGACGCGGUGGGAAUUGCCCAAACACACUCGAGGUGUUGCAGCAGUUAGCUAAAUCGGAUAACAACUGGAACCUGAGGCUUGAGCUAUGUGCAACGUUACCUGCCAGAGACUGUGCUGCAACUAAAACAAUCAAAAAUUCUCUUCCUGGAGUCUGGUUUGACCAUUGUUUCCACAGGGAGGACAGUCAAGAAGCUGCCAGUAGUUACAUCAUACAAAGCAAGGCCACUUCUACGAGGACAAUUGUUAAUUACAACGGCUUAUCUGAAAUGCACUUUAUGGAAUUUAAGGACAUGAUCGAUCAACUUGAACAAGCCUCCUCUUCGCGCGCGUUACGGUGGUGCCAUUUUGAGGGACGCAUACCAGAGGUCGCGCUGGAAUGCGUUAAAUAUAUAAGAAAAACCCUUAUUGGCACGACUAUUAGCGUGGAGAUUGAGAAGCCUGGAAGACCCGGACUUGAAGCUCUAGCAGCAGCGGCAGACGUAAUCUUCUACUCCUGUUCCUGGGCAAAAAGCAGAGGAUACCGAUCAGCACAGGCGUGUCUUGAAAGCGAAGCCAAGAAUAGCCCUGUGGCCAGGACGCUUUGCUGUACGUGGGGAGCCGAUGGUGCGCAUGCCUUGACGAGAUCAAGAAGUUCUGAUGGAUGGACAUCCCUCCAAGCUGCUCCUGGGCAACCCAGCAUUGUAGUAGUCGACUCGACGGGUUGCGGCGACACUUUCAAUGCGGGCAUUAUAUAUGCACUCUGUCGCAGUAGCGACAACGUAUUAUAUCCUCAGGACCUUGAUUUUGCAGUCAAUCUGGCGAGCCAAAAAGUUCAGCAAAACAGCUUCGACAAUGUGGUAGAACAGCUGCGUCGUGGCAACAUAUUUAACGAGCAAAGCUUCUCAUGA